UCGGGUUCUCUGGCCUACUGCUGCAGCUGCGGCUGGGAUUUUCUUGAUCCACUUUCACAAUUUGGAAAAAAAUUUAAUUUCACGGACACAAAUGAAGAAUUUACAAUAUCAGUGACAUUGGCCAAAAUGUAAAUGGUGCCUGAUCCACCUGAAAGUACAUGGAAAACAUCACCAUCCAGCAGAGAGCCACUUGGCUUUAUACGGGCUCUUCCUGUCUCAUCUGUCUAAGUCUAGGAGCCAAAGCUUAUUCACUUAUCAUCCAUAGAGUAGCCUUAACAAUCUGACCUUUGGGAAUCAGUACCUGCUUCUGCCUGACAGGGACCCACAAGGCUUAUGGGACAGUGCACACACAAGGAACUCAGAUGGGGGCGUGGUAGCCAGACUGAGUUGUUGACACGUCUGUCUCAAAAUGGAUGCAGCUUCGACUGACAGCUGCACAUCCCCACCCAGCCCUGAUUUUAGUCUGGACUCAUCCAGUCCAUUUGCAAAUGGACUGCACUUUGAGUCAAUUCUGUUUGAAUAUGAGAAGGAGGAGGAAGUUAUGAAUCCAGAGACUGAAUCUCAACUGGAAAGAGCCUCGUGUGGCUCAACAAAAGACCAUACAACAAAUACAAAUUUGAAGUCAAAAUUGGAUGUCAAGCCUAGAAGCAAAAUUUCAAAGGGUCGCUCGUCUUUGGGGCAAGAAGCUGUAUUUGAGGAAAAGUCUACAAGGGAUUGUGGGCUUUCUUCUCUUGUGUGCAGGCCUGCUGGGAUUAUAAUGUCAUACAGCUGCAAGAACACACAGGCAUGGUCAACAGGUGGAUGUUGUAACAACAUCAUCUCUGGCCACAAAGUCUCGGAUAAAAGGCUCUCAGGGGAGAAAGGUGGCAACACUUUAUUCAAGGAGAAUGUGUGCCAGGCAUGUGAGAAGCAGGGAGAUCUCCUUCUGUGUGAAGGGCAAUGCUGUGGGGCAUUUCAUUUACAAUGCACUGGCCAGAACAAACUUCCUUCAGGGAAAUUUCUAUGUCAGGAGUGCACAUCUGGUAUACACUCAUGCUUUUCUUGUAAGAGCCUGGCUGAGGACGUCAGGCGCUGUAUGCUUCCAGGAUGUGGGAAGUUCUACCAUGGGGAGUGUGCUGCCAGCCAUGCACCCACAGUACCUCUGAACCGGGCUUUUCGUUGCCCUCUGCACACCUGCCUAUCAUGUUUCAUCACAAACCCUACCAAUCCAUCCGUAUCUAAAGGCCAGCUAACCCACUGUAUCAGAUGCCCUGUAGCAUAUCAUGCCAAUGAUUACUGCAUACCUGCUGGGAGUGUCACUCUAACCCACAGCAACAUUGUGUGUCCCAAUCACUUCACACCAAGAAAAGGCUGCCACAACCACGAGCAUGUCAACGUCAGCUGGUGCUUCGUCUGCUCAGAAGGAGGUAGUCUGCUGUGUUGCGAGUCAUGUCCUGCAGCAUUUCACCGAGAGUGUCUGAACAUCGACAUGCCAGAAUGCAGCUGGUACUGCAAUGAUUGUCGUGCUGGAAAUAAACUGCACUACAAGGAGGUAGUGUGGGUGAAAGUUGGCCGCUACAGAUGGUGGCCGGCAGAGGUUAGCAAUCCCAAAGAUAUUCCCGAGAAUAUCCUACGCAUGAGACAUGAUGUCGGAGAGUUCCCAGUUCUUUUCUUUGGCUCUAAUGACUACCUCUGGACUUAUCAAGCCCGUGUUUUUCCUUACAUGGAGGGCGAUGCCAACAGUAAAGAGAAAAUGGGAAAGGGGGUUGACUCUACUUAUAAGAAAGGUAUCUUUCAUAAAUUAUUUCAUUUUGCUAUUGCUAUUAAUAAUGCAAGUGCCUCCAUGAUCAUCUCCUUGUUGUUGCUGACGUUUAAGAGAGAGAUUGUUAUCAGCACACCAUGCUGCCAGCUAACCCACUGUAUCAGAUGCCCUGUAGCAUAUCAUGCCAAUGAUUACUGCAUACCUGCUGGGAGUGUCACUCUAACCCACAGCAACAUUGUGUGUCCCAAUCACUUCACACCAAGAAAAGGCUGCCACAACCACGAGCAUGUCAACGUCAGCUGGUGCUUCGUCUGCUCAGAAGGAGGUAGUCUGCUGUGUUGCGAGUCAUGUCCUGCAGCACUUCACCAAGAGUGUCUGAACAUCGACAUGCCAGAAGGCAGCUGGUACUGCAAUGAUUGUCGUGCUGGAAAUAAACUGCACUACAAGGAGGUAGUGUGGGUGAAAGUUGGCCGCUACAGAUGGUGGCCGGCAGAGGUUAGCAAUCCCAAAGAUAUUCCCGAGAAUAUCCUACGCAUUAGACAUGAUGUCGGAGAGUUCCCAGUUCUUUUCUUUGGCUCUAAUGACUACCUCUGGACUUAUCAAGCCCGUGUUUUUCCUUACAUGGAGGGCGAUGCCAACAGUAAAGAGAAAAUGGGAAAGGGGAAAUGCAUUUUACAAAAUGUCCCAACUUUUUUGGAAUUUGUGUUGUAUAUACAGAGAGCCACUGUAUUUGUGAAAUUGUAUAUAAAUAGCUUUAGUUUGUCCAGUCUGCUUUCUAACGAGUUCUUUGUUUUCAAUGCUCAACCCAAGGGAGGAUUUGUUAACGAAUAUGUUGGAGAGGUGAUUGAUGAGGAAGAAUGUCGUACCCGGAUUAAACGUGCUCAGGAGAACAAUAUCUGCAAUUUCUACAUGCUUACAUUUGACAAGGAUCGAAUAAUUGAUGCCGGGCCCAAGGGAAAUGAAGCCCGCUUUAUGAACCACAGUUGUCAGCCAAACUGUGAGACGCAAAAAUGGACUGUCAACGGAGACACGCAUGUUGGGCUUUUUGCACUUACAGAUAUCCCUGCUGGCACUGAGUUAACAUUCAACUAUAACCUUGAGUGUCUGGGCAAUGGGAAGACAGUGUGCAAGUGUGGUGCAUCUAAUUGCAGUGGAUUCCUGGAAGUAAGGCCAAAAAACAACCCCGCAUCAGAUGACAAAGGCCGUAAACUGAAGAAGAAGUCUCAGAUGAAGCGUAAAUCCCAGCAGGAAGUAAUCAAGGAGCGAGAAGAUGAGUGCUUUAGCUGUGGAGAUGGAGGACAGGUUGUAUCUUGCAAGAGGCCGGGCUGUCCUAAGGUUUACCACGCUGACUGCCUCAAUCUCAACAAGAGACCUGCAGGCCGUUGGGAGUGUCCUUGGCAUCAGUGUGACUUGUGUGGGCAGGAAGCAGCUUCUUUCUGUGAGAUGUGCCCUAGCUCCUAUUGUGCCAAACAUCGAGAUGGCAUGCUUUUUAGAUCCAAACUGGAUGGCCGCUUGUCAUGCAGUGAGCAUGACCCCUGCGGCCCAGAGCCACUGGAGCCUGGUGAGAUCCGGGAAUACCCCCCGGAACUCAUGACUAAAUACCCUAUAAACUUCAUCAGAGCUGCCAAAACCAAAACCAAAUCCACAACCCUAAACACUACAGCUGUCCCGCAGGCUCCAUCUCCCCCUGAUGUAGCCCCUCAGGUCUCCUUUAGCCCCUCCAGCAGCCCUCCACCACUUGACAUGCCUUUAAACUGUGCAUAUUCACCAAUUUCUCCAUAUGGAGAAGAAAAAGCAGAAGAAGAAGAAAGUUUGAUACAAUUAGAAAGGGAUGGUGAGAAGAGCAUAACUCAAGAGAAUUUGGAACGAUUGAUGAUAAAGAAGAAAACGAAGUAUUAAGGUUUAAUCUAUAGAAGCAAACUAACCUGAGUUUACAUUUCCCAACAUACAUUUAUAGUUUUCUUGCACUACUUUCACUGAGGGUAUCUGGUGGCUUCAGCUUUUCACAACAUAUUUGAAUAUGGUUCACAAAACUGUUUGCAUCUCCGUCUUUAAUGGUCUUUGAUGGAGAGGACACAGAUUUACGAAGAUGACGCAAUGUUUUUGAAAAAAUGAUUCAAGAACUGAACAGAACCAAUAGUUUACUUUGGACUUAAGAGUGCAGUAAAUUGAUCGUAAUUAAUAAGAUUUAAAUGCCAGUGUCUUGAUCCUAGACAACUGUUUAAAUAACUUGAAGACAUUUUUAUAAUAAUUUUGAAGUACCUUUCUAUAAUAAUCCAGAAUUCGCCUGCUAACAUGUGAAGACAAAAGCA
Messenger RNA from Carassius carassius (crucian carp), 4053 nucleotides. Its product is annotated as histone-lysine N-methyltransferase, H3 lysine-36 specific-like. Gene Ontology annotation, biological process: regulation of DNA-templated transcription. The transcript is spliced from 18 exons. NCBI's taxonomy places the organism in Eukaryota, Metazoa, Chordata, Actinopteri, Cypriniformes, Cyprinidae. Gene Ontology annotation, molecular function: protein binding; histone H3K36 methyltransferase activity. Gene Ontology annotation, cellular component: nucleus; chromatin. The record is from RefSeq and is a predicted model, not a curated record. The coding region runs from base 410 to 3640 and encodes 1076 amino acids.